Messenger RNA from Porites lobata, 7342 nucleotides. Lineage: Eukaryota; Metazoa; Cnidaria; Anthozoa; Scleractinia; Poritidae. The record is from the annotation of a GenBank genome assembly.
CGGAAUCCAACAUGGCGGCUGCUGAGUAUUUUGAAGACGAAGUUGUGCUCGACGCAGACGACCUAGAGAAGCUCUUUCAAGCAGCAACAGAGUUUGUUAGGACUAUGAAAAACUUGAGCGAUGAAAAGAGACUUACUUUUUACGCUCUCUUUAAGCAGGUUUGUUUUCUUAUAACCUUGUGUACGUUUGCUCACGUCAUGUAAGCUCAAUUAAGCUUAAGCUUAAGUUUGGUUCAAAAUAUUUCGUCUUUAAUUUCGCUCCAGAGUAGAUGAAUUUUACAGAUAAGCACUUUCCCUUCAACAUAUGUUGAUACUAAAUAGGAAAAUAAAAGUGUGGGUUCUACUUUCGUGGAUUUCUCCCGGACACGAUGAAAAUGUGAUUAACCGUUACAACCUAACCGUAUUCACGGGCAUGCAUAAGCUGCAAAAUAUGUCACCGGCCAAAUUUGAUUUCAGGUUAAUUUUGAUUUGACCUUUUGUUCAUUCUCAUUUCCAAUGUUUCCUAGCCCUAGAAGGCAAAGGAAAUUGAGAAUAAACCUAGGCUGAAAAAUUUUAGCCUGAAAUCAAAUUUGACCUGUAACAUAUAAGGUCUUAUGUGCCCCAACCUGUUGAAGUUGUCUUUACUCCGCUUAGUUAUGAAGCGAUUGAUCAACACUUUUAUAUUUUUCAUCUUUGUUCUUGUUAUUUGAAAGGCAAAAGAAGGACCAUGUCACACAUCUAGACCAGGGUUUUGGGAUGUAGUGGGAAGAGCAAAGUGGUAAGAGUUGUUAUUUACACUACUACAGUGGGUGAUGCUCAAUAUACCAAGUCAAUAUAUGCACUAUUUUAUCUCGUUCUAUCGUGUGAAGUUUGUUGUGUUAUUGUGUAAGUACGGUGGCCCAUAAGGGACAUAAAAACCCAGCUAUUUAUUUUGGGAAAUUUGAAUGGUAAAACUUAUUAUUUCAGGUUUGGGGUUUUAUUUUCAUACCUAUAAUUUUUUCCUUUGUUAAAGCCCAAUUUCUUUUUUAUUUUAAAACAUUUUUUAAAACUCUGCCCGUUUUUUCAAAAUUCACGUUUUUUUUUUAACUCAGAUUUUUUUCAAAACUCAGGGUUUUUUUAAAAAAAACUCAGAUGUUUUCAAAACUCAGCUUGUUUUUUAAACUCAGAUUUUUUUCAAAACUCAGAUUUUUUUUCCAAGUCAGGCUUUUUUUUUGAAAACCAAGUUUUUGAUUGUCUUGAACAAUGCGCAUGUCAUAUAUCUGCUGACCACGAUUGCUGGCUCAAAGAAAAUGAACAAAAUGGCAUUGAUGAUCAAAAUGGUUGUUAUCUGUUUUAUGCUUCAUGUCCCAUUGGAUAGUCAUUAUUAAGUCGCGUAUUGCUUUUGGCGGAGUUUCUCUUUGUGUGGGCUCUAUUAGUUGGGAUAACAAAUAAUGACAAUUCCGGUUUGGGAUCAAUUUGUCCACAAUAGUGGCCGUUUAUUUCCUUUAAGCAUAUCAAGCUAGGAAAAUCGGGAUACUCAAGAAGAUUAUCCCAGCAAAGGUGAGAGCACACCCGCCAUCCGGGAGAUGAAAGUGGUGCAAAAGGGGAGGGAACUGAAGGGAUGGAAAAAUGUUUUCCAACUUUCUUGUUGUAGUGAGGAGAGAGGCUUUGUGCCUCGCUUUCAUGUCUUAUAAACAUACACAUGAUGUUCAGGAUGGCAGGAACGCCCCCUCACUGGUAGCUGGAGAAAUGACACAUUGAUCAGUCACAUUAAGCAUAAAACUAUUUAUUUCUUUCAGAAAUAAAUUUCAGUUCUGUUUCAUUUUAUGCCCUUCAUGUGGAACGAGCAUAAUGAUUUCGUACUUUCUUGUGAGAUCAGGGAAUUCUGACCGUAAUUCUUUGAUUGAAUAUUACUUCAAUACUUCAAACCUGGAGUUCUAAGAAAUCCUACGCUUCCUUCUUCUUGUACACGCGAUACAACUCAGUAUUCGUCAGUUGAAAAGGGUACUUUUUUCAAAAGGGUUAUGUAGGAGAAGAAAUCAUAGCCAGUCUAGGAUUUCUGAGUAGUCUUAGUUUUUAGUUUUUAGUUCUACUAGCUUUUCUGGACAAAGGUCAUGGCCCAAAGGGAAUGGGCACGAACGGGACUCAUAGGUCCCAUGCAAGGUGCCAUCCCUACCCAAUCCCACAACCUGUCAAGAGGUUGGCCACACCACUGGGGUCUACGUCCCCUAAUUUUUUUCGAGCAGUGGCGUGUGUUCUUUUACGUUCCACAUGAACUGAUCAGUGCCAGAAAGUGCUGUGAGACCGGACCUGCGGUUUUUCGUCCUCAUCCGAGAAAACUAGAAAGUCUAACCGUUCGCAGAUGUCAUUACAAAGGCAGCACUUUCGUCUCAUUUAUUUAAAGAUCCUGAGUGUUGGUCCGGCCGGGGUUUGAACCCGCGACCUUCCCCUCCGCGGACCUGCGAUCUAUCAACUGACUGAGCUUACCAGGCGGCGGUUAAUCAAUCAAGAUUGAAGCAACAUUCAAUCAAAAAAUUACGGUGACAAUUCCCGGAUGUCACAGGAAUGUACGGAGGCAUUAUGCUCGUUCCACGUGAAAGGCACAAAAUGAAAUGGAAAACAGAUAAAACCAUUGAUCAUCAACGCCAUUUUGUUCAUUUUCUUUGAACCAGCAAUCGUGGUCAACAGGUAUAUGACAUGCGCAUUGUUUAAACUGGAUUUUGAAGAAAAAACUCAGUUUUUUUUAAAAAAACCUGAGUUCUGAAAAAAACCCCUGAGUUUUGAAAAAAAAUCUGAGUUUUGAAAACAUCUGAGUUCUUUUAAAAAAAUCUGAGUUUAAAAAAAACCUGAGUUUUGAAAAAAUCUGAGUUUUUAAAAAAAAUUAAUUUCAAAAGGAAAAACUUGGGCUUUAACAAAGGAAAAUAUUGCAGGUAUGAAAAUAGAACCGCAAACCUAAAAUAAUAAGUUUUACUAUUCAAAUUUACCAAAAUAAAUAGCUGGGUUUUUAUGUCCCUUAUGAGCCACCGUAUGUAAGGGCUAGGGAUCAUUGUUGUGUUCUUUGUGAUGUAAGUCGAGACUUGCUCUUGCUAUUCACUUGGUAUACUGUGCACCAGCCACUGCAGUCGAACCUCUCCACAAAGGCCAUCCUGGGAACAGAAGAAAGUGGCUGUUAUGGAGAGGGUGGCUUUCAUAAGGAGGCAGGGGUGUAAAAUGAGACAUUUUUUAGGUAGUACAUCAUGUGUAUUGUGCUAAGUUCAUGAUUACUGUGUCCCAUAAUGGUAAUUCAAUCAUUUGAGUUGAAUCAAAAUGUUAAAAACGUGCAUGACAAAACUUACAAGUUUCGCCGCAUUCUCUAUAAGUACCGUAGACAAUUUAUGCUUACUGGCAUUCUAAAAACAUGGCAAGAAUAGCAAGAACACAACUUGAAGGGCGAUAUCUGCUUUUUGGAGAAUAUUUGCGGAGCUGAACAACCCUAAAUGUGCACUAUCAAAGGUGAACUUAACAUCGAUGGAGGUAAGCAUGUUUUAGUGUUAUUUUUAAACUAGGAAUUAUUUUGAAUGAAUAAUAAAACAAUUAUUGAAUUUGGCUUUCGUAUCAUAUGAAGAAUUAUGGAGAUCUCAGAGGGUGUUAUUCGCCUUGGCCUACGGCAUCGACGGAUAACACCCUCCUCUAUCUCCAUAAUUCUUCAUAAGAUACUCAGCCUCAUUCAUUAAUUGUUAAUUAACAAAGCAAAAUGAAAGUAUCUUGGAGAGGUGGUGUGUUCUCAACUUGUUAUAUUUUCAAAACAACAGGGACUCGUGGAAAAAGCUUGGAGAUAUGCCUCAACAACAAGCCGUGGAGCUUUACAUCCAAGAGCUAUUUGAAACUGACCCAGAAUGGGAGGCAAAAUAUGCUGUAACUGAUGACUUGGUAAGAUAGGUUUACAUGAAGAUGAAUAGGAAUGCUGGUACUGGACAAAAUUUGAUCUCCAUAGUUUUUUUAUCAUUUGCAUGGGCAAGCUAGUUGAUUGACAGUAUGAGAAAAUGGAACGAAAACUCAGGACUGGUAGUUUUUGCUCCUGAAUUGCAUUUAUCUUUUGCACAAAUCAAUCUCAGUUACUGAAAAACAUCCAUGAAAGCGUAAAACUAGAGUCAAAGUUUGUUGUAGAUCAAGAUUUUAAUUUGAAAAGAAAUUUAAACCUCUUUUCAAUUUUAUUCAUAGACUGUAAAAGAAGAUGAAAAGCCCGUUCAAAAACAAACAAUGGGUCUUGCAGUCAGUACAUUAAGAGGACAAGAUGGUGGCAAUGAUGAAAUUAUCAGGUAAGUUGAGGUGGCUGACAACAAUGUCCAUCAACUUUUAUCACCUUAACUUUCAUGGAUGUCACUCAGUUGAUCCUAGCAUGAGGUUACCAAACAAAUGUCUGAUGAUGAUAAUGAUAAUUGAUAACAUUAUCAUUGGUCAGCAAGCUAUGGUCAUCAGCAACAGCAUAAUGUUUUAUCCCUUUUAACUUCUGAUAGCUUGACUCCUCCUACAGAAGGGCAGUACUAGUGGUUUUGAUUGUUCCUCUGAUAAAAUGCACUGAAAUGUUCAUUAUUUGUGCUGUUUUGCUCUGGUUUUCUUGCUCCCAAAUGCCUAGUCUGUAUGACAGGUACUUGGUUACUUGCAUGAGGACUUAUAGCUGAGCAGCACCAGCCAGUCUAGUGUCUGGAAUCCCCUGGCCAUCCCAGGCAGUGUGUGAGAGUUUUGUCAAACUUUUCCGAUUGGUUGUUUGUGUUCUAGAAAAUUGAAUUUUCAAAUAAAACUGAGGGGUUCCCAUACUUAUUUAGGAGCAGGAGCAACUUGUAUAUAUACAUGUAAAAAUGCAAUGAUUCCCUAAAAUACUAAUUCAAUAAAAUUUAUCAGCACAUGCUUUGCACAUGUCUCUGCUGAUUGAUUCUUUUUCUGCAUAGGGAAUAAGUAAUAUUUGUUAUUAAUUUUAGAUAAAGAAAGUUAUUGCUCAUCAAAAAAUAGAAAAAAUGAUAGGUCAAUUGUUUAAGAGAAAAUGAAGAAUAACCUCUCUGAUUUAUUUAUACAGUGAUGCUAACAAGACGGUGUUUGAUUGGUGUAAGGAGGGAAAUGUCAAGAAAUUGGAUCUUUUGUUAACAAGAGGAGAAGACAUCAAUGCUCAAGAUGACCAGGUAAUUAAAAAAAACAUUUGUUAACUCGUUAUUAAUAGUUAGCUUUGAUUUUUAUUCUUAAUAUGGAAUUUUAAUUUAAAUUCUAAAUUUAAAUUUUAAAGCAAAUUUUGAGUAUUGCGUCGAAAUCUGACAUGUUUCUAUUCUCUGUUGGACCAGAUUGUGAUUGUUAGGGAUCAUUUAACUCCACUUAAGGUGGCCUGAACCUGUUUAUAUGCAUUUUUGUUAUGUUUUUUUAUCUUUUAAACUAAAAUAAAUGACAUUUUCUUAAAGUUCCGUUAUUAUAUAUUUAGGAUGCCAAAAAUCUGAGAAAUCGCUUGAAUUGUUCAUUCUGAAAAACGCAAAUAAAAAACAUAACUAACAAAUAGGUUGUGGCCACUGCUAAUCCGAAAUCAGGCAUUUUUGUUUCAUAGAGAGGGAAUGAUGCCAGGAUAACAAGCAUUUGUCCAUAAAUUAUAGGGCACUCCAGAGAUAUUGGGUGAUUGUAUAUUCAAAAUCUUUAUCUUCUAUAUCCUAGGGAAUGACCCUGCUUCACUGGGCCUGUGACAGAGGCCAUAAGGAUGUAGUGAGAUAUCUUAUCAAAAACAAAGCAAGAAUAAACACACAGGUAGGUAGGAACGUUCAUGUAAACUUUGCAUUAAAUGCAUUAAGUGCCCUCUCAGGAGUUUUACAGCACCCUUAACGAUGUCAGCCGUUAAUCAACUUCUAGGCCACUGACACGCACACACACUCAAAAACAUUAUUAUACAAUACUCAAGCUGUUUUCUGGUGAAAUCUGGACAAAAACAGGAAAACUGUCCAAGACUUUGUGUGCGAUUUUACAUUUGCCACAUUUGCUUUUGUUGCAUAAGGAAAUAUGCCGCUUCUUAAUUUUGGUGAUGUAGACAAAAGAAAAUUUUGAAAGGAGAAAAAUUAGAACAAGUGGUUUUUCUUUCUCCCUUAAUUUCUUCCUUUUGUCUUCAUUCUGGCAAUAAAUAUUUGCUAGGUAUAUCUCUCCUCCUGAAUAAGGGCAGUAGUGACUGUUGAAACAUGUAUGCAAAACUUAAAACUCUCUCCCUUUUCUUUUUGCCUUUCUUUCUCAUUGCUAGUGAACUUGAAUUAUUGCACUACAAAACAAAGACCUAUAACAUAACCUGAAAUUAUCAGCGAAGCGUAUAUGCCAAACUUCAUUUUCAGAUAGUUUCUAACAGAUACCUUUUUUGAAAAAAAUAGGAUUUAGAUGGACAAACACCACUGCAUUAUGGUGAGUACAUUUUUGUUCUUUGUUUAUAUAAUUUGUAGUAGUCUUGAGAGUGUUCCAUUUCUAAAUAAUAAUCAAUGGUAAAAUAGUGAGGCUGCUUGAAAAAUAAAAAGUUAAAAAGAAAGUUUGAAAAUAUGCAGUAAAAUUAAUUUAUGUUUAAUUUAUGUUAUUUAUGCAUUAUUGACCAAGUGUGAGGUCAAGAUAGCUGGUUGUUGGCCAGGUCCCUUUUGCAUUUUUAUGUACUGAGAUCAAGCUGAGGUCAAUGAAAAUACAUGGGUAAUAUUUGGACAUCUCGACCAAACAAGUUUGGUCAGUAAAGGAUUGAUUAUAUGGCCAAAACAAAAUCUGCUUUUGCGGAACAAAGAGGGUAAUCCAGGGAGGGCAAGAUAGGCUCGCCUUGCUCCUCAUCCUGCCGCUCUGGUAGCCAAUCAGAAAACAGAAUUUGUUUUAUCUUGCCCCCUCUCAAAUCCAGCCAUAAGAAAAGACAAUAAAUUAUUUAUUUAAAAGUAACCUCUUUAGCUGUACUUCAUGGUGAUGGUUGUAUUUAUUUAGUAUGUAGUCCUUCCUUUUUAAUCUGCUAAAGAAAAAUUUCAUGACAUGGCCAUUCAAAUGAAGCUCCGUGAGCAGUAAUUUUGCAUGGUACUAUUCAUUUAGCAUGUUGCCUAAACUUGUGAGUCGGUGGAUGAAAUCCUAUGGUGUUUUGUCUUCAGUAUCCUUUCAUUUCAUCUCUUUGUUGUAAUGUAUUUUCAAAACAAAAAGAAAAAAUUCUUCCUUAACUUUGCUGUAGAGUACUGUUGGGUUUUAAGUACUUGCUAAAGAACUUUGUUUUGUAAAUUACAGCUGCCACAUGUGACUUUCUGACAAUAGUAGAAGAACUCUUAGAAUCUCGUGCAGAUUGUUCAAUUGCUGACAAUGAUGGCUGUUUACCUGUGGAUGUUGCAGAAAGUUCAGCAGUGAAAGGAUUAUUAACAAAAAGAUAUGAGAAUUCAUGA